CACUAAGGCCUGCAAUUCCUCUCGUGUAGUGUAUGGUCUCAUGCUGAAGAAAUGGAUAUAUUCUUCCUUCGUGCAUUGGCAACAUACGUGCUUGACAUAUUCUUCUGGUUAGCCAUAUUUUAACUCAAAAAAAUUUGGUUAAAGGAUGUCUGAAGGCAAGAGAUUCUAUGUAUUUCUGAUGGAAUUUAUAGGGUUCUUAGGCCUUCUUGUUCUGUGCCUAUGGCUUGCGUUGCGACCCAAAAGCCCUUCAUACUCCGUUGUGUUCCUUUCCAUAGAACAACACCCAGGUGAAAAUGGCUCCAUAUUUUACAGCCUUGAAAUCGAAAACCCAAACAAGGAUUCAAGCAUUUACUAUGAUGACAUAAUAUUGAGUUUCUUGUAUGGGCAGCAGGAGGAUAAGGUGGGAGAGACAACCAUAGGCUCAUUUCAUCAAGGAACUGGCAAGACUCGCUCCGUAUAUGACACUGUUAAUGCCAGACAUGGAGCAUUCAAACCUCUCUUCAAGGCCAUCUCAAAUGCAACCGCAGAGUUAAAGGUUGCUUUGACGACAAGAUUUCAAUACAAGACGUGGGGAAUUAAAAGCAAGUUUCACGGGUUACACCUUCAAGGCAUUUUACCAAUUGACUCUGAUGGGAAGCUUUCACGUAAGAAAAAGAAGUACCCACUUAGCCGUAGUUCCAGAAAACUCGCAAGGUCCAUAGCAAAGAGGCAUUGACCUUCAUUUCUUUUUGGUUCGCCAUUUCUCCCACUCUUCUUAUUCCCUAAGACUUGGAAAACAAUACUAUUUGUGAGCAUAAACGAAUAAGCGUAGUAAUGAUAGGUCCUAUAAUAUAAGGUGAGACACGAUAUAUUUUGGUUUGGGAUUGAUGUAGUUUAAGUAAAAAAAAGUAAAUUUCUAACA
Messenger RNA from Lotus japonicus, 901 nucleotides. RefSeq names its product protein NDR1-like. The record is from RefSeq and is a predicted model, not a curated record. Gene Ontology annotation, biological process: defense response to other organism. The transcript has 2 exons. The coding region runs from base 146 to 715 and encodes 189 amino acids. Lineage: Eukaryota; Viridiplantae; Streptophyta; Magnoliopsida; Fabales; Fabaceae.